AUGGAGCAGGAGUUGAGCAGAAAGAAAAAACAAACGGUUUUACUUAUGUGCCGGGACAUUCCGGUCAUCAAUCCGGAAAAUCCGGCAAGAUUCUGUGAAGAGUUGGCAUUCUUUGAUACGGAAAGUCAACGGUCAUUUGUGACGGAAAGAAUAGCAAAAAAACUUGGUGUCAAGGUGCAAGAAGAGAUUUUAUCAAUCGCUGCAUUUGGUGCUAGCUCACCUAUCGAUCGAAAAAGUUGA
Molecule: messenger RNA, 240 nt
Organism: Gongylonema pulchrum
Lineage: Eukaryota; Metazoa; Nematoda; Chromadorea; Rhabditida; Gongylonematidae
Source: the annotation of a GenBank genome assembly